Diabrotica virgifera virgifera (western corn rootworm) is the source of this 724-nucleotide messenger RNA. RefSeq lists its product as uncharacterized. The record is from RefSeq and is a predicted model, not a curated record. Bases 88 to 459 code for a protein of 123 amino acids. Lineage: Eukaryota; Metazoa; Arthropoda; Insecta; Coleoptera; Chrysomelidae. The transcript has 3 exons.
AAUAUUUCUUAUGAUCUUGAAGCCAAACAAGCAUGAUCAGUAGUUAUCAGUUAUUGGCUAGACUUGGUCCAGUAAAUUAAACCCAAAAUGAAUUUUUCGUCGUGGAUAUUUUUCUGCCUGACUUUUGUUAUCUGCAUAUCAACUACUUUGCAAGCGUAUAUUGGCGAAGCUCCUCAAUGUUAUGGUAGCCAGUGCCCUGCAGGAACAACACGCUGCAAAAAGCAUAUGAAAUCACAACAAAAUGGAUAUUUACAUAUAACCAUUAAUUGCCUUGAUGCAUAUGGUGGCAGCUUAAAAGAGUUCUAUUUUGAAAAUCCCUCGACUUUAAAUCCAAAUACGAAGUACGAAAGCACUUCUUAUUCAGAUAUCGGCUCUGUCAAUCCUUACGUGCAGACAAAUUUUGGAAAUGGCGACUACAGAAAUAAUGAAGCAGCAGACCUAAUGGGUUAUGGCUAUUAAUUAAAAAAAAGUGAUUUACAACGGAAUGUAAAAAAGUUUAAUGGUCAUGAUGAAGUUUGUAUUUAUAUCAAAAGAAAAUUGGAACUGUAAUUUGUUGCUUUAUUUUUUUAGGCUGAAAGCAAUUGCCAUUUAGAUCAUUAAAUUUCGGGAUGGGUUUUAUUUUUUUAAUAUAUCUAAAUUAUUAUAUUUGUUAUGUGAUUGUUUAAUGUUGUUAUUUUUAUAACUUUAUAGAAUGAAUCUGUGUUAUUAAAAUUUUAGGCAACUA